CCAUUUACUAUAAAUACAUCACAACUAACAUAACAUUAUCAUUCAUUAAAAUCAACCUUGUUUCUCAAUUUCUCACUUUCUUAUCCCCAUUUUUAACCAUCCAUAUAUUUCUCAACCAAGGUAUAGUGUAGGGAACAACUCAAUUCAUAUAGCAGAUUGUUUUAGUUUGGUCUAAAUUCUCAUUUCACAAAAGAAAAAGAAAGGGUGUCAAAAGGGAGGUGGUGGCCACCUAUGCAAAGGAAACCAAACAUUUAUUCUUGACAAUAAUGGAAGCCAUCCUACAAAGUUUAGGAAUUAUGGAAUCCAACCAAGAAGAGAAGGACAAAAAUAAUGAAAAUAAUAAUAUUAUGAAAGAAUUGGACAAUGGGAGCCAAAUGUUGGUAUCAAAUUUCUACCCACAAUGCCCUGAACCAAACCUAACCUUAGGAAUGCACCCUCAUUCUGAUUAUGGGUUCCUCACACUUCUCCUUCAAGACGAGGUGGAAGGUUUGCAAAUCCAAUUCAAAGACAAAUGGGUCACUGUUCAACCUAUUCCCAAUGCUUUUGUUGUCAAUGUUGGUGAUCAUUUAGAGAUAUAUAGCAACGGAAAAUACAAAAGUGUUUUACACAGAGUUUUGGUGAAUGAAGCUAGAAGUAGAGUAUCGGUGGCGACACUUUAUAGCCUUCCUUUUAACUGCACAGUGAAACCAUCACCAAAACUUAUUGACGAAGCGAAUCCAAAGCGUUACAUGGACACAGAUUUUGGUAGUUUUUUAGCGUACGUGUCCACUAGAGAAACCAAGAAAAAGGAUUUCCUAGAGUCUAGGAAAUUGAUACACACAUAAUUAGCCUACGAAUGCGAAUUAGUAAAUAAAUUACAAGAGCUAUGUCUUUUUAGUAUUAUAAAUAUUAUUACCUAAUGUGUAAUUGUAAUUCAUUCUAUUUUAUAUGAAUAAACAUGCGGCAUUAUUCUUUCUAGAU
Messenger RNA from Cicer arietinum (chickpea), 960 nucleotides. Its product is annotated as probable 2-oxoglutarate-dependent dioxygenase SLC1. NCBI's taxonomy places the organism in Eukaryota, Viridiplantae, Streptophyta, Magnoliopsida, Fabales, Fabaceae. The record is from RefSeq and is a predicted model, not a curated record.